GGAAAGGCAAGUAGCAAGUAAACUGCCACAAAAUGCAGCAGAUGUACGUAUACCUGAUACCGCGUUGCGUAAAUAUUUUUCUGCAAAGUACGCCGGUACUUUCACUUAUAACUUAACGACUUUUCACUGUACGUCGCUAUUAUUUUUCCGUUCAUAUUCGGGAAGAUGGAGUUGACGGUGGCGGCUGUAGCUCUUCUAUUAGUCGCAACGCUUUUGUUCGACUGCGGCACGGCAAAGAACUGCCACCUGGCACUUCCACCAGUCUACAUCGACGGUUGUCUCGCCUGUGAGCCGUACUGCAACAACCCCAACCCUGGUUGUGAACUGGUUUCGGCCAACUGUCCCGAACAUCCGUUAGGAGCACGAGACUGCGUCUGUAAGCCAGGAUUUCUGCGCAACGCAACACGCGGGGAUUACAAUAUCCCCUCCAGCUGCGUGCUGCCCAGUCAGUGCCCCGGCGGCGCACCGAAAACAACGACCCCGGCGCCCGCCUCCUGCCCCGCCGGCAGCCACCAGAUCAUGGGUUGCGCUCGGUGUGAGCCAACAUGCGACUUUUCUUUUAUCGACCCUUCUUGCCCAGUGAGGUGGACCGAUUGCCCCGAUAAACGCGUCUGUGUCUGCGAGCCGGGCAUGAUGCGCACUCGGCAAGGAACCUGCGUGCUGCCCCAAGAAUGCCCACCCAAGGAACCCACCUGCCCCGGCCAGUACGAGAUGCUCGGUUGUUUUAACUGUGAGCCGACAUGCCAGUUUCCCCAAGUGAGACCGUGUUUUGUGACUUAUGCUGCAUGUCCACGGCCACGCCAGUGCGUUUGCGAACCUGGAACGCUGCGCUCCUAUGCACAAACCUUUGGUGAGGCAACAAUUUGCGUGCUCGCUGACCAGUGUCCGAAACCGGAUUCUGAUCCCGAGGGACGCAAAGGUCCCCAGGCGCAGUCUUCAGGGAAAAAAAUAGGUCGUAAUGAUUUCUGUCUGGGUAUGACCUGGAUGGAUUGUUUAUUGCGUCAAUUGGGCUUUAUUCGUCGUCGUCAUGCUUGACGACUUUGUUCGGUGCUGUAGAUGAGAGUCCCGUCAUGGAUGUAAACUGCUCAGUUCCGAGCAUCUGCAUCGCUCGCUUACAAAUGCAGCUGUGUUUUUGCUCCAACUUCUAAACGAAAUAUUUUACGUAACGGAUGUUAUAAAAUCUCAAAACUGUGCCGGUGAUCCGGUGUUUUCUCGGUUCUGUUAUUCGCAAAUCAAUGGUAUCUGAUAUUCUUUUCUGAUGUACACAGCACGACCUUCCGGUUCAUCGGUGCGGCGAAUAAGAUACGCAAAUUAAACAAAA
Molecule: messenger RNA, 1321 nt
Organism: Paramacrobiotus metropolitanus
Lineage: Eukaryota; Metazoa; Tardigrada; Eutardigrada; Parachela; Macrobiotidae
Product: multiple epidermal growth factor-like domains protein 6
Exons: 1
Coding region: 166-1035 (289 amino acids)
Source: RefSeq, a predicted model, not a curated record